Tribolium castaneum (red flour beetle) is the source of this 6045-nucleotide messenger RNA. RefSeq names its product leucine-rich repeat-containing protein 24. Lineage: Eukaryota; Metazoa; Arthropoda; Insecta; Coleoptera; Tenebrionidae. Gene Ontology annotation, cellular component: extracellular matrix. The coding region runs from base 164 to 2089 and encodes 641 amino acids. The record is from RefSeq and is a predicted model, not a curated record. Gene Ontology annotation, molecular function: protein binding. The transcript is spliced from 3 exons.
GUCUAGCGAAAGCGCUGCGCUUAAUACCAUAUCGCGUCGAAUCUGUGCAAAAAUCCACCAAUUUUAAACUAGCAACAUCACCAAUUUGGAAUUUUUGUGAUUCGGGUCGCAAACCGCCAAAAUGUCUCGCUGGUCGAUGAUUGCGCUGGUUUGUUGACCGUCGAUGAGAUGCAGAAUGUCUUGGAGAGGUGCACUUGUGUUUCUCAUAUUGUCUCUGACUCAGUGUAGUGGUUGUCCGGUUUUCUGUUCGUGCAAGUGGAAGAGCGGUAAGCAGACAGUCGAGUGCAUCAAUAAGGACCUCCUUGUCAUCCCCGAAGGUAUGGAUUCCAGUACUCAAGUGCUGCAGUUUUGCGGGAACAAUUUGCAAACACUGCAGCGCGACAAGUUCCUCAAAAUGGACUUAAUUAACUUACAACGGAUAUAUUUGUGCCGUUGCCGCAUUACAAGCAUCGACGAUCGGACGUUCCGCGGGUUAACAAACCUCGUCGAAUUGGAUUUGUCCGGCAACUUGCUCGAGACGGUUCCCAGUGAAACGUUCCUCGACUGCCCUUCGCUAAUGAGGCUCUCACUUAAUGCUAAUCCUAUAAAGACCCUCCGACGGGCGGCAUUCAACCAUCUGUCUUUCCUAAACACCAUCGAGCUCAGCAAUUGCGAGAUAUCAAACGUGGAGCAGGGGGCCUUCCAGGGGCUGUACAGUCUCGAGUGGCUGCACCUCAACGGAAACAAGAUGACGACGCUGCAAGGAGCGACCUAUCUGCCGAAAUCUUUGAAAGGGGUGCAACUCCAGGAAAAUCCAUGGGAGUGCGACUGCCACAUACUUGAACUUCACGCUUGGCUGAGGGCUUUCACCAUGCCACAUUCCGUCGAGCCGCUCUGUAAUGGACCAACUCGACUCCGGAGUCGCACAAUUAAAUCGGUGCCGGUGGGAGAACUCGCUUGUUUACCUGAAGUUUCACCCACGAUGUUCUAUCUCGAAAUCGGGGAAGGCAAAAAUGUCACGCUUUUAUGCCAAGUUAACGCAAUCCCCGAAGCGAGAAUUUCCUGGACGUUCCAAGGACAAUUGCUACAGAACGACUCCAUGAUUGCACCAGGUGUUCAUCUCUUGUAUUUCAUCGAGGAGGGAGCCGUCGAAAAACGCAGCGAACUCUUCAUUUACAAUUCUAACAGUGACGACAACGGAACCUUCAUAUGCAACGCCGAAAAUGCAGCCGGACUUGUCCAAGCAAAUUUCACGAUUCGAGUAAUCGUCAAACACGACACUCCACCAGUCACAAACGAACUCCCCUUCGAGUUCAUCCUAAUCACGCUCUCAGCAGCGGCUGUCUCAAUCCUCCUCUUGUUAGUCGUAAUACUCCUAUCUAUAAUAAAAUGCCACCGAAACGCCCGAUUGAAAAAGAAACGAAACAACUCGAAAGCCGCUCUCAGUAACACAACCAAGGACAAUCUUCUCCAAGAAAGCGUCGACGACUACUCGGAGAAACCCCCAACUCAGGAGGAAGAAACCAUGCUUUACAACACCCCUCCUGAAGACCUCCCCGUGUCUUCAAUCCCCCCGACACUCACGCCGUACCAGCUAGAGCAAAACCCCGACCUCAUCAACGGCACUGAAAGUGUGGGGCGGUUCACCCCCUUGAAAAAACGCGACCUGUACGUCUACGCCCCCGACGUUCACCUCAACCCCGUGGGGUUGCUCAACUCGGGCUCGAACUGCUACAAAACGCUCCCCUACAACAGGAACAAGCGCUCCAAUGCUGCCAAUCCAGCUGGGAGGUUCUCCCGCGAAGCUGAGUUCCUCCAACGGACGAUGCAUCCGUCGUAUGAGCACUACAGUGACGUGAGGUACACUGCAGACGGGUAUCCGGUGAGGACCAACGAGGGGGCUGUGGAGCCCUGCUGCUCCACAACGACUACGGUUAGUUGGCCGUCGUGUGUCCCCGCGAGUUUUGUUGCGAAAGACUGUGUGAAGAGUGUGGGUGCUCAGACUGAGGACACAAACACCAAAUGUGAGCCGAUUAAAGAGACGUUCACGGAGAGUCUGGAUGAGGGAUACGAAGGGGAAGGGGCGGAGGGUAAUGUGGAGAAUCAUUGACUUGCACAUUGUGAUAACUCGGAGAUAUUUUUUUAAUGUUUGAUAGGGCUUUGGUUGAGUAGAUGGGCUGCCAUCUUUCGAGGGCAAAAGUUAAAUAAAUCUGAAAUACUGGCUAAUUAAAUUACAAAUUUUCACUGCAUUUAGAAUUUUAAUGGCUUUACGAGGUUUACAGGCUUUAAUUUACUAUAGUGUGGCCAUUAAAACUUCUCAUACGUUCCACUUACCAAAUUUGGUCAACGAAAAUUAACACAAGAUUUAAUCUACAUAAAGGAAUUACUUUUCAACUAACUCAUACAUAUAAUAUAAAGUAAUACACUCCUAAACUUACUUUUUAAAAGUUUGCUUUUAAAUUAAGACCAAGUGAAAUGUAGACAAAUAAUUUAUAAAUUAUUUGAUACUUAUUUUGGAAGAAUUUGUGGUAGAAAAUAUUUAAGUCACAACAAAUUUUUACUUUUUGUCUUUCACGCAUGUCAAUAUGUUCGAAUUUUAGGAGACCACAUUUGUAUUUUAAGGUGGAUAUUUAAAUUGAAAGUUAAUUGUGUCAAACAAGACAGAUAAUUUUUUAUAAAAUGAUACUUGAAACCUGUGUUUACACAAAAGGCACAAAGUGAUGUCAGAAACAAACUUCUUUUAAAAUUUGGAUUCUACAUGAAGGAGUCAAGAGACGCCACCUCCUUUGCUUUUGUUUCUAAAAAAGCUAAUGGUAACAAAACACCCGAAAACUACAAAAAAAGUUGUUUUAGAACUUUAUGUGCGAUUUUCUCUAAAGCUUUCCAAUGAAAAUUAAAGCGGAUUAAAGCCGAUGUGCUGGUCUGCAAAAAUAACUUUUUUUCUCCUUUUAUUACGAGUGUUAUGAGUGAUUAUUGUAAAUACAAUGCUUUUAAAUCAUCAUAUGGUAACAAAAAUUACCUACGUAUCACAUACACUUUUGGAGUAAGAAUACAGCUAUAACUGUAGAUUUAAUGAUUGCGACAAUAAUUUACAAGUGUUAUAAUUCGUUCCAAAACACUAAAAAUCAUUUAAAAAAUCCACCUGAAAAAAAAAUGCAUAUUAACGGUAUUUUCUUUAUAUUCUUGACUUUUCUUAUUUUCUUUUUCACCCCAACAGAAAUCUGAUGUCAUUAGUUCUAAAAGAUGUUCUGUCUAUUCGCCAUUGUAUCAUUUCUAAUUUACGUGUAAUAAUUUCUUGAUAAUAUCUUUCUUGAUAUUUCUCGACUCGGUAAAGAAAACUAAAUAAGAGUCAAAAAAUAAAAUUUGGAAAGGACAUGUAACAUAUAUUUAUAAGAAGAAAAAUGUUCUUAAAUGAUGUCCUAAGCUUUUUUGUCUUCCACUAAUUGAAAUCGUUUUUAUACCGAGUGUUCAAAAACCGGCGCACAAACUCAAUUGUAUGUGGUAGAGAAAUGCCUACAUAUAAAGGUAAAAUUAAUCUUUAUUUUACAGGUCCAGUUUUUUAGGUACAUUAUACCAUUGUUUUCGGUGAGAGAAAUCAAAUUUCUUUCACAAGAGAAAUCAAGCUUGUCAGUUCUACUCACAAAUGAGUAAAUUUGGGGAAACUUGGGGAAAACGAUGAGACUGUUUUUUUCAUAAUUGUUGCAACACAGGCCUCUACGAAAACUGAUACAAAAAAAUGUUACAGGCGGAUAUUUACCUGAAUUUCUCUUAGAUUUUUUUACAAUGCACCUGUAAGAUAAAACGUCGUAUAUCACACGUGAUCGAAAUGCCAUUAUAAAAUUCUCACUCGCAUAUAGUGAUGCAUUUCUAUCACUUAUAAUAUAGUAUACUAUUGUAUUAAAGUUAUUGAUAAAUAACGAAUUUUAAAUAAAUGUUAUGUGGCAACGUUGUCUAACAAUUGUGGUCGCAACAGAAUUUGAUCCGCAAUAAAAAUAAAUUGUUUUUGAAAAAGUUUUUUUGGAAAUAAUUCCCGGUGUUGGCAUACGACAAAUUGUGAUUUUUUUGUUAAAUUGUAAGUUUUUAUAAUUCAAGAAAACUACUAAGACUGGUAGUAAAUUUAAAAAUGAUUAUUCAUUUUUUUUAUUAAAAAAUAAUGAAAACUGAAGAAGUUAACAAAAUAAGUUUGUAGCUACAGAUUUUUUAAAAUAUGAUUUUAGGAUUUUUUCAAGAUUUUUCCAAUAAUCUAUACGUGCUUCUCAAAAACGUACCACUGAGUUAGUGCGCCGGUUUUUGAGACCCUGUAUGUACAGUCACGUUCAAAAAAUUUACACCUAUACCAACAGGGCCGGAUAGCAAAAGCCCCACUAAAAUCUUUUGGGUUAUAAAUUUCAACAAACAGGUUUGUUUACAAACUGGCCAUCUAGUUGACACAAUAUUUAGCUAAUUUAUAAACUAGUCAAAUGUCCACAUUAACAGUAUCAUAUCGAAAUGAUUUGUGGCUGCGGUCAAUAUUUUUUAUCGUGACUGUACGUUCAGAUACGAUUCAAAUGGAUUAAAGUAGCGUAAAUGCAAUAACGAAUCACAAGAAAAAUAAUUUAGAGAAAUUAAAAAAACAUAAGAAAGGAUAUGCAGUUUUUACUUGCUUUCUUUUUAAAACUUACGGUAGAAUAAUGCUAUUAAUAGUGUUACUUAUGUGUGUUAUGUAAUGUCCAGCAAAAUAAAAACCUCAGUGUAUACGUGGUUGCAACAAACUAUUGUAAGAUAAAAAUUUUACACGUUUAAACUUUCAUAUUCAUACUAAUUUUAUUUAAUGUAGGAUUUCGUUGCAGACUAGUGCAAUUAGUUCCCUUUUUUGUAUGUAGGAGGAUUUUAGUGUUGGACAGUAGAUACUGAAGUUUAAAGUAAAUUUGUUAUUAGUAGUUUGUUUUUUAAAAGUGAAUUAAAAAAGAGUUAUAAAGUAAAUUUUUAUUGAGACAAUAAUACAGUUUGACGCUUAUGUUUAAUAAAAACACCAAUAACAAAAUAGCAAGUAUAUGUAAAAAAUAUUUAAAAGCAUGUAAAUUGUCAAUCAAAUGAAAUGAGGUAUUCACAGCACAAACGACUUUUUUAUUCUACAUUUUUAGCAUAUUUUUUAAUAAAAAAGAUAUACAAUAACAAUGGUCACAAGCGUUGACUUAACCGAGGUCCGAGGUCCGAAGUGGUUUUAGUUAUUUUAUUAAAAUAAAUUAACAAUUUAAGUAUUAAAAGCACGCAAGUACUCAAAAAUUUGUGUUCUAAAAAACUGGCUUUCAAAAACCGAAAAACAGCUUGUAACACUUAUAAAUGUAUGAAACAUUUAUUUGUUUUGGGUCCGAACUGGAGUGUAUAACCCUAGGUGUAUCCAUUUUUUGCGUCCAGACGCCGCCAUAUGAACACAUGUCCUUGCCUUCAUAUAUUUUUUGCUGGGGAAUUCAUAUUUUAUUGCAUUCUUAUUGAAUUCUUUUCCUCCGACAACCGUAAGUGUAAAAACUAUAAAAGAUAGGAACCCUGUGCUUUUUUCUUUCUGAUUUAUUUGAUAUCCUAGACGUCUGUCUCAAGUGUGAAAAUGAGGUCGUUUUCAGUGAAUCCAUCACAGAUGAUAACAUUGGUUUUAUGCUUGGUACAAGUCAUUGACUAUUCUAACUUCAUUGAAAGAUUACCUGAUAAUGGUAUAAUCAAAUUCGUAUCUGUCAUUAGUGCCGGAAUCCAUUAAUAUGCAACUAAUGCAAUAUUAAUUGAAGAGGAUGUAUGAAAAUGGAUCGCAGUUAAUUUGUCUUUGCGGUAUUUCAGCAACUACGAGGAAUGCACCGAAAUUGAUGGCAGCCCCGUGGUAUAGUACAAAAUUUGGAAGUUCCUUUCGUUUGUAGAAUUUUCUAUCAAGACUAGUACUCAUAAUCACACCCCUUGUAGAGUCCUUAAAGUAUGAUAGGAUAAUCCUACGUAAAUAAUGCCGAAAAGUAGAGUAAUUUAAGAACCAAUGUAAUUUUAAGUGUUGUGUUACUUUUGUACAUACUGUACGUAACGUAAAAUAAAUUUGUUGUUUUAAUA